Messenger RNA from Chaetura pelagica (chimney swift), 1338 nucleotides. RefSeq names its product ubiquitin associated protein 1-like (gene UBAP1L). Gene Ontology annotation, cellular component: ESCRT I complex. The record is from RefSeq and is a predicted model, not a curated record. Gene Ontology annotation, biological process: ubiquitin-dependent protein catabolic process via the multivesicular body sorting pathway. Gene Ontology annotation, molecular function: ubiquitin binding. The transcript is spliced from 5 exons. Lineage: Eukaryota; Metazoa; Chordata; Aves; Apodiformes; Apodidae. The coding region runs from base 1 to 1338 and encodes 445 amino acids.
AUGAGCUACCUGGAUGAAGUUCCUUUCCGGACAACCUGGAGCCUUGAUGGAGACUCUGGGGGAGAAAACACUUUAAUCACCGCCCCAGACAUCAAGAUCCCUGACUGCACUGACAUCCUCAUGAGCACCCUGCACGACUUCUCGCUGGAAAGAAGAGCACUUUACUGGGUUGAGGUGGCCUCCCAGCAGCAAACCUCCCAGCGUCCAGUCACCUCUGAAGUGGUCCCCACAGCUCCACCAUGCUGGCUGCUGCUGGUGGACCCUGCCGAGAGCUGUGGGGGCCGCGCACGGGACGGGGCAGUGCGGCGCUGCCGCAGCCUCUGCGCUGCCAACGGCAGCUACGGGCACGGCCGCGGCACCGGGUCCGACACCGAGAGCGAGACCUGGCACUCGGAUGAGGACGGGUACUCGGAGGAUGAUGAGUACUCCUCCACCUCCUGGGAAGAGAGUGACAAGGAUGACAAGGCUUUCAAGAGGAGAACCGCUGGGAGAGGCGUGUCUCUACAUCCCAGCUUUUACCAGACCCGACCAAAGACAUCACCUGGUUUGCUGGAGCCCCCACCAGAGAACAACAGCCAUAGCCCAGCCAGCCCGGACCUGAGCAAGCAGAAAAGAUCCAGAGUGAUAUUUAACAACAUGAAGAACGAGCUGGAAGCAGCAAGGAGGAAGUUGGCUUCUUUGGUGCAUCCUUUGAACAGAGCCACCUCGGAGAGCAGAGAGGUCCCAGUGCCACGGCCGCUCCCUCAGCGCCCCAGCAGCGCCUGCAGCAUCAAGUACAGGCCAGCCCGAGGCACGUUCCACCUGGGGAACAUAAUGCCAGCUCCUCCAGCCAGGACCAUGCUGAUCCCCCCAGUCAAACAGCAUAAACCCACGGUGCCGUCCCUCAGCCCCUACACCUGCCUCCCCCCUGCCUGCAAGCCUGCCUCCACGCCUGCAGAACCUCUCAGUUCCCACAGAUCCCAGCCGGAUUCAGCAGCUGACCUGCUCUCAGCGCUGAGCCAGGAGGAGCGAGACCUCAUUGAGCCCGUGGCAGCCUUGGGCUACUCCACCCGCAAAGCCAUCCUCACCCUCCAGAAGACUGGAAAGCAGAGCUUAAGUCAGUUCCUGAGCUACCUGAGUGCCUGUGACCGGCUGCGGAAGCAGGGCUAUGAGGAAGGGCAGGUGGAGGAGGCCAUGGAGAUGUUCCAGUACUCGGAGAAAAAGGCAGCUGAAUUCUUGCACUUGUUGGCUCAGUUUAAUGAUAUGGGUUUCCAGCAAAAUGAAAUCAAAGAAGUUCUUUUGCUUUGUGGGAAUCAGAGGGAGAAGGCACUGGAAGAGCUUGUGAUGAAAGCCCAGUGA